Messenger RNA from Hippocampus comes (tiger tail seahorse), 3137 nucleotides. It is a transcript of the gene zbtb22b, whose product is annotated as zinc finger and BTB domain containing 22b. Bases 153 to 2111 code for a protein of 652 amino acids. The transcript has 7 exons. Gene Ontology annotation, biological process: regulation of transcription by RNA polymerase II. The record is from RefSeq and is a predicted model, not a curated record. Gene Ontology annotation, molecular function: RNA polymerase II cis-regulatory region sequence-specific DNA binding; DNA-binding transcription factor activity, RNA polymerase II-specific; protein binding. Lineage: Eukaryota; Metazoa; Chordata; Actinopteri; Syngnathiformes; Syngnathidae.
AGGCGCCGCGUCACCGUCUGGAGAAAAGGAAGAUAAACAUCUUCCAGAAAUGCCUUCCAAAUUUCCGCGCCUGGUUCGACCGGCGGGACCGACUGGCACGACCGCUGUGGCCCGGCUCGCGGGGCUCUUCUCGGACUAGAAAAGACGAGAAGAUGCAGUCCAUUUCGGUGGAAGUGGGCAGCAGCGGCGAUUCUGUGGUGCAGGUGUGCUUCCCGAGCUCCCAGGCCUCAGUGCUGGACGGCCUGAACCAGCAGAGGGAGGACGGUCGCCUGUGUGACCUCUCCAUCCACGUCCAAGGUCACGUGUUCAAGGCCCAUCGCUGCGUCCUGGCCGCCUCAUCGCCGUACUUCCACGAUCAGGUCCUGCUGAAGAACAUGUCCAGCGUGUCCAUCCCGGCUGUGAUGGACCCGCUGGCGUUUGAGAGUGUGCUGCGCUGCGCCUACACGGGUCAGCUCAGGAUGCUGCGCGAGGACAUCGUCAACUACCUGACUGUGGGCAGCGUCCUGCAAAUGUGGCACAUUGUGGACAAAUGCACAGAACUCCUCAAGGAGGGCAGGUCUGCGGGGGGAAGUGCGAGAGGAGACGGCACCGGCGGCUCAACUAAUUGCGGUGGUCUUGGUCGGGAUCAAGUUCGGCCGGCGGGGUCCCAAGACACGCAGGCUUCCUACGCAAGUUUGGAAAAAACCCUUCAGGAGCCCCCGCGAGCCUCCCAGCCCCCGAGCCUUCCGUCGGCCAACGAGAGCCAGUCUCCCAGCAGCACCAACUACUUCAGCCCCGGGGCAGCCACGACCUCGGCCGGGGGAGGCGGCGGCGCGGCGGCCAGCCACACGCCUGGCUACGGCACGCCGUCCGGGGAGGAGGCCUACAUGAUGGAGCAGGAUGAGGAGGAGGAAGAGGAGGAGCCGGCGGCGUACCAGCACAAGAAGAGAGGAGGAAACGCGAGGAAGAAAUCCAGCUCGGUGUCGUCGGAGGACGUGGGCGUCAGUGACAGUUUUGGGGUUUCCUCAUAUCAGGUCGGGGGGGACGCGUCCCCGCAGAGACGCACCGCCUAUGUCCAGCCCAGCAUUAUGCCCCGCAAGCAGUGGGUGGUGGUCAAAGCCGAGCGGCCCGAGGACCACGACCUCAUCGUGGUGUCGGGCGAGGAAGGUGGCGAGGCGGAGGACGACGACGACGACGAGGAGGACGAGGACGACGAGAGGGGGCUGGCGUCGGGCCGGGAGAGGGACGCCGGCGACUUUGCCAUCUCGCACGUGCGGACCCUCUCCGUAGAGACUGGCGGGCGAGGAGACGCCGAAGCGCAGAUGGACUACUGCCAGUCCUCCGAGGACUUCCUCAAGUUGUCCAGCAGCUUGCUGGACGCGACCUUAGCUCAGCAACUCCAAGACUCCUCAGCGGGUCCGACUCCGAGCCAAGGCGCCAACCGAGCCGCGCCGGGCCUCCUGGGUCAGGUUCCCACCCGCACCCAGCUCUUCCCUCUGGACAUGCAGGGCAACCAGAUCCUGGUCUACGGGCAAACGUCAACGUUCUCGAUGGACGCUGCGGCGCCUCCUCUGAGUGGGAUGAUCAGCGGCGGCGCUUUUAAAAGUGUGGAGCACGGGCCCGCGGUCCUGGGAGGCGACGGCGGCAGCGGCGGCGUCGGCUCCGCUAAAGUUUUCAUGUGCCACUGCGGCAAGACCUUCACGCACAAGAGCAUGAGAGACCGCCACAUCAACAUGCACCUGGACCUGAGACCCUUCCACUGCCCCGUGUGCGGCAAGAAGUUCAAGAUGAAGCAUCACCUGACCGAGCACAUGAAGACGCACACGGGGCUCAAGCCGUACCACUGCGCCGGAUGCGGCAGAAAGUUUAUGUGGCGGGACAGCUUCAUGAGACAUCGCUCGCACUGCGAACGUCGGGGAGGAGGCGGCGGCGGCGGCAACGAUGUCGCCGGGGACGUCCUCCCCGGCCCGCAGCUCCUCCUGCCGCCGGGUGAAGGAGGUUUGCGAGGAGGAGGCGGCGUGUCCGCUACGUCCCCGCGUUUCCACCACGCCGCUACCGGCGCUGCGUCGGGGAUAUUUGGCAGCCUGCCGUCGGAGCACAGCGUGUGCACCGAUCUCGCCGACGGCAGCUAACAACUGACUGCGAAUGACCAAGCGCUAGCGACAACAGCUAACAACCACUGGAGACUGCGCGAGUGACUGCAAAUAUCCGCGAACCGCCGAAAACGAUAGCUAAUGACCACCGGGGGACGACGAAUCAUCGUUAGCGAGUGAUAACAAGAGCCUGGCCAAGGACCUGGCUUGUUGCUAGGCGGAGAUCAUGGGGCCAAAGUGGCCCCGAGGUCCCGUUGCAAUCUGUGGGAGAUUUUCAUCUCAGCUUGCGCGCUCUUUUUAAAAUCUUCCCCUACUUGAAUUGAACAUUUGUGUUGGACUUCUCCCACUGGUGCUGCGUUCUGCUGUCAGUUUUUCCCCCCCUCUCCCUCCCCAGCAAAUCCAAGAAGAAAAUGUGCCGUACUUGAGUGGGGAUGGGCAAUGUAAGGCCUGCUGAACACUAGUCUUGUCAUUUUGCUAGGAUCCAUUUUGCUGUGUUUUCCCCCCUAAAAUGGGUUAGGCGUGAGAGGGAAGGAUUUUUCUUUUUUUUUUUUUGUUUCCACACUGGCUCUCAUAAAAAGUGCCGCCGCUGAUGACGAUGAUUGAUUUGAUUCCCAUUCCUGUUGCUGCUGCUGAUGGAAGGCGAGUCGGCAGAGGCGCCGCUUGCCGCGAAUGUAUUUUAAAAGCGACGCCUCUUCGGGCUCAUCAAAAUGCUGUCCUCUCUUUUGUGUUCAGCGAGGAGGGCACGACACUUGGGGAUUAUGUCGGCAUUUUGGUUUCAAUGUUAUCUUGCUCGUAUCAGACAACCAAAAUAUAAACUGUCGUGUGUGAGUCCAAGUCCGCCACUUCAAGACAAAGAUGUCCAAAUAUCAAAUGGCAUGUCCCGUUUUGCAGGGUGGUCACAAAUCAUCCAUUUAUUUAUUUUUUUACUGGUUUAUUUAUUUAUUUAUUGGUUUGUUUAUUAUCUUUGGGGGGGAAGAGCGUGAUGACAUACUUGACACAUAUUUUGCAGAAGGCUGUGAGUCCGUUUGUUUGUGCCAAAAUUAAAUCCCGAUCAAGGCAAUCAAA